CUCUGCCCACCAUGGCCCGCGCCCAACCGGGGCUGCUCCUGCCCCUCCUGCUCCUGCUGCCCGCCGGAUGCCCGGCGCUGGAAGAGACCCUCAUGGACACAAAAUGGGCGACUUCGGAGCUGGCGUGGACGGCCCAUCCGGAGACCGGGUGGGAAGAGGUGAGCGGCUACGACGAGGCGCUGAACCCCAUCCGGACGUACCAGGUGUGCAACGUGCAGGAGGCCAGCCAGAACAACUGGCUGCGGACUGGCUUUGUGCGUCGCCAGGAAGUCCAGCGGGUCUACGUGGAGCUCAAGUUCACCGUGCGGGACUGCAACAGCAUCCCCAACAUCCCCGGCUCCUGCAAGGAGACCUUCAACCUCUUCUACUAUGAGGCCGACGGCGACGUGGCCUCCGCCUCCAGCCCCUUCUGGAUGGAGAACCCCUACGUGAAGGUGGACACCAUCGCGCCCGACGAGAGCUUCUCUCGCCUGGAGGCCGGGCGCGUCAACACCAAAGUGCGGAGCUUCGGACCCCUGUCCAAGGCCGGCUUCUACCUGGCCUUCCAGGACCUGGGGGCCUGCAUGUCGCUCAUCUCGGUCCGCGCCUUCUACAAGAAGUGUGCCCGCACCAUCGCCGGCUUCGCGCUCUUCCCCGAGACCCUCACGGGGGCCGAGCCCACCUCCCUAGUCAUCGCCCCGGGCACCUGCGUCCCCAACGCCGUCGAGGUCUCGGUGCCCCUCAAACUCUACUGCAACGGGGACGGCGAGUGGAUGGUGCCCGUAGGAGCCUGCACCUGUGCCGCCGGCUUUGAGGCCGCCGCCAAGGAGACGCAGUGCCAGGCCUGUCCUUUGGGGAGCUUCAAGGCAAAGCAGGGGGACGGGCCCUGCCUGCCCUGCCCCGCCAACAGCCGCACGACCGCGGCUGGAGCCACCGUCUGCAGCUGCCACAGCAACUUCUACCGGGCCGACUCGGACCCGCCGGACAGCGCCUGCACCACCGUGCCGUCCCCGCCAUGGAGCGUAAUCUCCAACGUGAACGAGACAUCCCUGGUGCUGGAGUGGAGCGAGCCGCGGGAACUGGGGGGUCGCGACGAUCUGGUCUACAACGUCAUCUGCAAAAAGUGCCGGGGGGGCCCCGGGGCCGGGCCCCCGGCCUGCUCCCGCUGCGACGACAACGUGGAGUUCGUGCCGCGGCAGCUGGGGCUGACCGAGCCGUGGGUGCGGGUGAGCCGUCUCCUGGCCCACACGCGCUACAGCUUUGAGGUGCAGGCCGUCAACGGGGUCUCGGGCAAGAGCCCUCUCCCCCCGCGCUAUACCGCCGUCAACAUCACCACCAACCAGGCCGCCCCCUCGGAGGUACCCACGAUGCACCUGCACAGCAGCUCGGGCAGCAGCCUGACCCUGUCCUGGGCCCCUCCCGAGAGGCCUAAUGGCAUCAUCCUGGACUACGAGAUGAAAUACUUUGAGAAGAGCGAGGGAAUCGCGUCCACUGUGACCAGCCAGAAGAACUCGGUAUUCCUGGACGGGCUGAGGCCUGAUGCCCGCUACGUAGUCCAGGUCCGAGCUCGCACAGUGGCCGGGUAUGGCCAGUACAGCCACCCUGCUGAGUUUGAGACCACCGGGGAGAGAGGCUCAGGUGCCCAGCAGCUCCAAGAGCAGCUCCCGCUCAUCGUGGGCUCGGCCACUGCCGGACUCGUCUUCCUCGUGGCCGUCUUCGUCAUAGCCGUCGUCUGUCUCAGGAAGCAGCGUCACAACUCGGACUCGGAGUACACUGAGAAGCUGCAACAGUACAUUGCCCCUGGGGUGAAAGUUUACAUCGACCCCUUCACCUACGAGGAUCCGAAUGAGGCCGUGAGGGAAUUUGCCAAGGAGAUCGACGUCUCGUGCGUCAAGAUCGAGGAGGUGAUCGGAGCCGGGGAGUUCGGGGAGGUGUGCCGGGGCCGACUGAAGCAGCCGGGCCGGCGGGAGCUGUUCGUUGCCAUCAAGACGCUGAAGGUGGGGUACACGGAGAGGCAGCGGCGGGACUUUCUGAGCGAAGCCUCCAUCAUGGGCCAGUUUGACCAUCCCAACAUCAUCCGGCUGGAGGGUGUGGUCACCAAGAGCCGCCCCGUCAUGAUCCUCACUGAAUUCAUGGAGAACUGUGCCCUGGAUUCCUUCCUGCGGCUGAACGACGGGCAGUUCACGGUGAUCCAGCUGGUGGGCAUGCUACGCGGGAUCGCCGCGGGCAUGAAGUACCUCUCGGAGAUGAACUACGUCCACCGUGACCUGGCGGCCCGCAACAUCCUGGUCAACAGCAACCUGGUCUGCAAGGUCUCCGAUUUUGGCCUCUCCCGGUUCCUCGAGGACGACCCUGCCGACCCUACCUACACCAGCUCCCUGGGCGUGUGCCGUCCCCCGCAGGGCGGGAAGAUCCCUAUCCGCUGGACGGCCCCCGAAGCCAUCGCCUACCGCAAGUUCACCUCGGCCAGUGACGUCUGGAGCUACGGGAUCGUCAUGUGGGAAGUGAUGAGCUACGGAGAGCGGCCUUACUGGGACAUGAGCAACCAGGACGUGAUCAAUGCAGUGGAGCAGGACUACCGUCUGCCCCCACCCAUGGACUGUCCCACCGCACUGCACCAGCUCAUGCUGGACUGCUGGGUACGGGACCGGAACCUCCGGCCCAAGUUCGCCCAGAUCGUCAACACCCUGGACAAGCUGAUUCGCAACGCCGCCAGCCUGAAGGUCAUCGCCAGCGUCCAGACCGGGGUGUCCCAACCGCUGCUGGACCGCACGGUGCCCGACUAUACCACCUUCACCACCGUGGGCGACUGGCUGGACGCCAUCAAGAUGGGGCGGUACAAGGAGAGUUUCGUCAGCGCCGGCUUUGCCUCCUUCGACCUCGUGGCCCAGAUGACAGCAGAGGACCUGCUCCGGAUCGGGGUGACUCUGGCCGGGCACCAGAAGAAGAUCCUGAGCAGCAUCCAGGACAUGCGGCUGCAGAUGAACCAGACUCUCCCGGUGCAGGUCUGACCCCCGAGAGCCCCCCGGGGCUGCACAGGGACACUUGGACGUGAGCUGCCCGGCUUCGGGCUCCGUUCCGACAGACGGGGGGUGCCGGGGCGAGGCUCCGGCCCCCGAGGCCCCCGCUCCCUCGCCGGACCGCGGGGCUGGGACACUCAGUGACAGAUGCCACCUCUUCAUAUUGAAGAUGGAUUAGGCGAGGGGGCACGCCACUCCCGCAGCCCCCACGGGGCCCGGACCACCCGCUCUCAGAGUCGGGGGCGGUGGCGGCGGUGACCCGCGG
Molecule: messenger RNA, 3264 nt
Organism: Tachyglossus aculeatus (Australian echidna)
Lineage: Eukaryota; Metazoa; Chordata; Mammalia; Monotremata; Tachyglossidae
Gene: EPHB3
Product: EPH receptor B3
Exons: 16
Coding region: 12-2990 (992 amino acids)
Biological process (GO): cell surface receptor protein tyrosine kinase signaling pathway; axon guidance; protein phosphorylation
Cellular component (GO): neuron projection; plasma membrane
Molecular function (GO): transmembrane-ephrin receptor activity; ATP binding; protein binding
Source: RefSeq, a predicted model, not a curated record